Messenger RNA from Alternaria burnsii, 1155 nucleotides. RefSeq lists its product as uncharacterized. Lineage: Eukaryota; Fungi; Ascomycota; Dothideomycetes; Pleosporales; Pleosporaceae. The record is from RefSeq and is a predicted model, not a curated record. The annotation marks the transcript as partial. The transcript is spliced from 4 exons.
CACAGCCUUGAUCCCUGCGCUAUGAUGUGUACUGUAUGCGUAUACAUUAUGUAUGAAUUUGUCAGCUCUCCGGUCAUGCUAGCUCACGCCAAUAUGAACCAGUUCAACAACACUCCUUUCUUCUCUAGUCUGUCCGGUUCGAGCCUCGGAUCGCGAUUGACCACUUCAUUAGUUCUCUGUAUCAGAACAUCUGUGCCACAAUACAAGAAAUCUGACCUAGGCUUAGCGCUGUACCCCUCACCGCACCAAGGCUAUCGAGCCACGUUCCACCUUUUCUUAGGCAUCCGCUCUACGACUUACAUCGUUUACACCAUGCCUUACGAUCGUGAUGUGGUCGUCGACUGCAUCAAAAGACACUAUGAUUUACUCGUGCGCAUAGCCUACCUGGACCCCGACGUGAUCCUCCACCCACCGCCUGGAGGUUGGGGUGAUGAGCAGCUCGCUGUCGAUACAUUGAAAGAGAGGAAACGCUCGGAGAAGGUCAUUGAUCUUUUGCGGCAUAUGCCUUAUUUGAGUAAGAAUAAGGAUACGGUGGGCAAGUACGAGGUCUAUAUCGAAACGGACGCAUGCACCUACCUUCGCAAUCAUGGCUGGUUUAAAGACGAGUAUAGGAAUCCUUAUGGUCUCAUGAUGCCGUGGAACUCGGAGCAGGACUCGCCUGCUGGUUUCAUUCCGUUGAGCAUGGGUAACAUCGCAACCGUAUGGAUGAUCGAUACGGACGAAGGAAUAAUAUGGCCUAUGGGAUCGUUUAUUGUGAAUAAUGAUGCGCCAGAAGAUCAGCCAUGGCGGGUAUCUGCAAAGCCUCGCGAUAUUCAGGAGUACUUCGACGAGCUCUACACCGAAAUCGAGACCUUAGUCACCGUUCCCGUACCAAAGACAAAAAGUGACUGGAGAUGGUAUCACGAGAUACUAUCAUGUCGGGAGAAGGAUGGACCACAAGUUCAGCGCUUGCUCAAAGAGCAUGGCUGGCCGGAAGCUUUCAGAAAGGAGGAAUAUCUUAAGGCUCUCGAGGAAGAGCGCUAUGACGCUAAACGCAACGAAGAGAAGAAGAGAGAAGAGAAAGAUAGAAGACGCAAGACAAAGCACGAAAUCGCUGUUGGCAAGACCUAUGAUCUGCGUUCCAAGAGUGGGAAGGGCGGUAGUACAGCGAGCUGA